Aureobasidium pullulans EXF-150 is the source of this 1762-nucleotide messenger RNA. Its product is annotated as putative MFS glucose transporter. The transcript has 8 exons. Gene Ontology annotation, biological process: transmembrane transport; carbohydrate transport. Gene Ontology annotation, molecular function: carbohydrate:proton symporter activity. The coding region runs from base 1 to 1611 and encodes 536 amino acids. Gene Ontology annotation, cellular component: membrane. NCBI's taxonomy places the organism in Eukaryota, Fungi, Ascomycota, Dothideomycetes, Dothideales, Saccotheciaceae. The record is from RefSeq and is a predicted model, not a curated record.
AUGUAUCAAACAGGGAAUGUCUACACCAUUGCCGCCAUCUCCAUCAUUGGAGGUGGUCUGUUCGGUUUCGACAUCUCUUCGAUGUCUGCUAUCAUCGCUACUCAGCCAUACAAGUGCUACUUCAAUCAGCAAGGGUUCAAUGAUGUUGGCGAGUGCAUUGGUCCCAAGGCCGAUGUACAGGGAGGUAUCACCGCCUCAAUGGCGGGAGGUUCUUGGCUUGCCGCUCUUUGCUCUGGAUACCUUUCGGAUCGCCUUGGCCGCAAGAUGGCAAUUCAGAUCGGUGCCGUCAUCUGGGUGAUUGGAUGCAUCAUCGUUUGUGCCUCUCAAAACAUUGCCAUGCUUAUCGUCGGCCGUGUCAUCAACGGAUUCUGUGUCGGUAUCUGCUCCGCGCAAGUGCCUGUUUACAUCUCUGAAAUCGCACCUCCAAGCAAGAGAGGAAAGCUUGUUGGUGCUCAGCAAUGGGCGAUUACAUGGGGUAUUAUGAUUAUGUUCUAUAUCAGCUACGGUUGCUCGUUCAUAAAUGGCACUGGUGCCUUCCGUGCUCCUUGGGCUCUUCAGAUGAUCCCUGCUAUCUUGCUCUUUUUUGGCAUGAUGAUCUUACCCGAGUCUCCCCGCUGGCUGGCAUCCAAGGAUCGAUGGGAAGAGACCCGGGCAGUCCUUGCUCUCACUCACGGUCACGGUGAUCCCGAAAGUCCCUUUGUUGUUCGCGAGUUCGACGAAAUCAGGGAGUGGAUCAGAAUCGAGUCUGAAGCUAAGAACGCCUCUUACCUCGAGCUCAUCCGUCCUCGCAUGCUCAACAGAACUAUCAUCGGUGUAUUCAUGCAAAUCUGGUCUCAGCUUACCGGAAUGAAUGUCAUGAUGUACUAUAUUACCUAUGUCUUCCAGAUGGCAGGUCUCUCUGGAAACAACCUCCUCGUCUCCUCGUCCAUCCAAUAUGUCAUCAACGUCGUCAUGACUGUUCCUGGUCUUCUUCUUGUUGAUCGUGUUGGUCGCCGUCCCCUCCUCUUGGUCGGAGCUGCGUUCAUGGCACUGUGGUUGUUCGCCAAUGCCGGUAUUCUUGGCGCUUACGGAACCAACCCUGGUCCCGGUGGUGUUGGCGGCAACACUCCUGAAGCCUCUACCGAAGUCACUGGUGCAGCUUCCAAGGCUGUUAUUGCUUGUUCAUACCUGUUCGUUGCAUCAUACGCCCCUACCUGGGGUCCUGUCUCCUGGAUCUACCCCUCCGAGAUCUUCCCCAACCGCGUCCGCGGCAAGGCCACUGCUCUUGCUACCUCAGCUAAUUGGGCCUUCAAUUUCGCCUUAGGCUAUUUUGUCCCCCCAGCUUUCAUCAACAUCAGAUGGCAGGUCUACAUUGUUUUUGGCGUCUUCUGCGUUGCCAUGUGGCUCCACGUCUUCUUUUGCUUCCCUGAGACAGCAGGCAAACCACUUGAAGAGGUCACCGCUAUGUUCGAAGACCCCAGUGGCAUCCGCUACAUCGGAACUCCCGCCUGGAAGACCAGCGCAUCCACCUCGAUCACCUCCCGCAUGGAGAGAGGACAAGAUCUCGAGAAGAAGCUCAGUGAAGACGAGGCCCCCGAGACUCACGAAGUCGCUCCCAAGGCAACUGUCUAAAGGAUGUUUACAAAACCAUCCGACGAACUGCUUUUCUAUCGAGAAUGCAGAGAUAACCUUCACGAGCUUGAUGUUGAUUUGACCGUACUGAACGAGUACGAUGUCUAUACAGUAUAAACCUAUACACUCUAAUAAUUACAUACCAUUCUCU